Molecule: messenger RNA, 6873 nt
Organism: Silurus meridionalis
Lineage: Eukaryota; Metazoa; Chordata; Actinopteri; Siluriformes; Siluridae
Gene: myo10l3
Product: myosin X, like 3
Exons: 39
Coding region: 203-6481 (2092 amino acids)
Biological process (GO): signal transduction
Cellular component (GO): myosin complex; cytoskeleton
Molecular function (GO): cytoskeletal motor activity; protein binding; ATP binding
Source: RefSeq, a predicted model, not a curated record
CCAGGGAGUCGCAGCACAAAGCGGCAGCAGCAUCAGGGAGCGUCGAGGAGCUUCAUCAUCAUCAUCAUCACCACCACCACAUCAUCCUUCUUCUCAGCUCCGCUUCUCAAAUCCGAAUAAAACACAACCAUCUGUACGGAACCACAGCGCGCGCCGCAGCCCCACAUUCACGCGCUCGACUCCUUAUUCGGUUUAAAUGUGAAUGGAAAAAAGCCUGAACAUGGAUCCCUUCUUUGUUGAGGUGAUGGGUGUAAAUGCUGAUGGAGUUGAAGACUUGUCAACCCUCACUGAGCUCAACACACAAGCCAUAAUGCACAACCUCUACCUCCGUUACCAUAAAGACCUCAUCUAUACAAACAUUGGCUCCAUCCUAGCCGCAGUAAACCCAUAUAAGCAGAUACCUGGGCUGUACGAUAGUGAAGCUGUACAGCUCUACAGUAAACAUGAGCUCGGUGAACUUCCUCCUCAUGUCUACGCCCUCGCUAAUGAGUGCUACCGAUGUCUAUGGAAGAGAUCUGACAGCCAGUGUGUGCUCAUCAGUGGGGAGAGUGGUGCCGGCAAGACAGAAAGUACGAAGCUUCUACUGAAAUUCCUGUCUGUAAUGAGUCAUGGUUCUACAGGAGCAGCAGUUUGUGAGAGAACAAACAGAGUGGAACAGGCCAUUAUACAGAGCAGUCCUAUAAUGGAGGCAUUUGGAAAUGCUAAAACAGUAUACAACAAUAAUUCAAGUCGUUUUGGGAAGUUCAUCCAGUUGCAUUUUUCUCAGAACGGAAACAUCCAAGGAGGCUGCAUCGUCCACUAUCUGCUUGAGAAGAACCGGGUCGUCCGGCAGAACCCAGGAGAGAGAAACUAUCAUAUCUUUUACUCACUGUUGUCUGGAGCUAAUAAAGAACAAGGAGAUGUGUAUCUCCUGCUGGAUUCUCCUGAGGAUUAUCACUACCUCAGACAGUCAGGCUGUGUUCAGGACAGAAGUCUGGAUGAUAAACAGCUCUUCUUCAGUGUAAUGGAGGCUCUGAAGGUGAUGGAGUUUACAGAGGAAGAAAUCUGUGAUGUGUUUAAGCUGCUUUCUGGAGUUUUACACAUUGGCAACAUUGAGUUUAUGACAGCAGGAGGAGCUCAAAUCACCUCUAACGGAGUUAUCAGUAAUGUCUGUGAGCUGUUGGGAUUGGACGCGUUUCAGCUGGGUGAAGUUUUGACUCAGCGAUCAAUCUUUCUGAGAGGAGAGGAGAUCUGCUCACCCCUCACUGUAGAACAGGCUUUGGACUCACGGGAUUCGGUUGCCAUGGCGCUUUACUCCCAGUGUUUUUAUUGGAUCAUUACUCAAAUCAAUCAAAAGAUCAAAGGAAAGAACGAUUUCAAAUGCAUUGGCAUCCUGGACAUCUUCGGUUUUGAGAACUUUGAGGUGAACCGUUUUGAGCAGUUUAACAUUAACUACGCUAAUGAGAAGCUCCAGGAGUAUUUUAAUAAACACAUCUUCUCUCUGGAGCAGCUGGAGUACAACAGAGAGGGAAUACAGUGGGAGGCCAUAGACUGGAUGGAUAAUGCUGAAUGUCUGGAUCUAGUUGAAAAGAAACUGGGUUUAUUGGCUCUGAUCAACGAGGAGAGUCGAUUCCCUAAAGGCAACGACUACACACUGCUGGAGAAGCUACACAGCCGACAUGCUACAAAUCCAUACUACAUCAAACCCAGAGUGACAGAUCACCAGUUUGGAAUCAAACACUAUGCUGGAGAGGUUCUCUAUGAUGUGAGAGGUGUUUUGGAGAAGAACAGAGACACUUUCAGAGACGACAUUCUCAACAUGUUGAAGGACAGCAGGUUGGACUUUAUCUAUGAGCUAUUUGAGUCUGUAGGCAGCAGGAAUGGAGAUGAAACACUCAAGAUGGGAACAAACAGACGCAAGCCAACCGUCAGCUCGCAGUUCAGGGACUCUCUUCAUGCACUCAUGGCUACUUUAAGUGCUUCAAAUCCUUUUUUUGUGCGCUGCAUCAAACCCAACAUGCAGAAGCAUGCUAAUGAGUUUGACCCAGGAGUGGUUCUGAACCAAUUGCGGUACUCCGGCAUGUUGGAGACAGUGAAGAUCCGGAAAGCUGGAUUUCCGGUACGCAGAACCUUCAGUGAUUUUCUUAAACGCUACACUGUGCUUUUGCGAGCUAAAAAGAUUAAAGAUGGAGAGGACUGGAGGAAAUGUUCUGAUCUCCUCACAGUGUUUGAUGCAUCUAGGAAAGAAUGGCAACUUGGCAAGACAAAGGUCUUUGUGAAGGAAGUGUUAGAGCAGAAGUUGGAGCGAGUGAGGGAUGAGGUGCGGAGAGCAGCAGGAACACUGAUUCAAGCUCACAUUCUGGGCUAUGUGGCAAGGAAGCACUACAGGAAGAUCCGCAGCAGCACCAUCACCAUUCAGAAGAACUACCGAGCUCACUUCUGGAGAAACGUGUUCCUGCAUAUGCGCUCAGCCGUCAUCGUUCUCCAGAAACACCGUCGAGGACAGCUGGCUCGGAGACUACAUCAACAACUCUGCCAGGAGAGAGAAAGAGAGGAAGAAGAAAGGAGAUUCAGAGAGGAAGAGAAGAAGAAGGCAGAAGAGGAAAAAAGAAAGAGGGAGGAAGAACAGAGAAUUCUAGAAGAGCAGAAAAAAAGAGAAGAAGAGGAGAGACUGAGGAAAGAAGAACAUGAACUGGAACUUUUGCAGAAGAAGCAGGAAGAGGAGGAACUCAGGAGGAACAUAGAACAGGAGAAAGAACAUUUACAGAAACAAGAAGAAGAUCUCAGAAACACUGAGGAUAAAUCAUCAGCAUAUAGCAGAAAUUUACUGGAAUCAAACCAUCAUCACUCCAAGUUCUCUUCUGAAGAAGAAACUCGUCAGAUGGAAGAGAUCUUGCGUCUGGAGCGAGAAAUUGAGCGUCUUCAGCGUCAACGUGAUGAAGGAGUGGCGCUGAUGAAUGAAAGUACUCAGGAGGAGCUCCGUCAGUGCCAUGAUGCUGAAAUCUAUCGACUGGAGAAGGAGGCAUCACGUGUGGCUACGGAGUUUCUGGAAAUGCUGGACUUUGGAGGUCUGGAGCCAUCGCUGUCCAGUGAAGAGAAUCUGAAUGAGAGUGUGGCACCACUGGCUGAGGAUGAAGAGGAUGAAGGAUUUCAGGCUGAGGACGAAGAAGAAUGUGUCCCACUUCCAGACUUGCCAUCUCCACCUGCUGCUGAUCUGCUGGAUCUGAAUGUGUUGUCCUUAGUUCCUCCUCCACCACCUGUAUUUUCUCAGGGACCUGUCGAAUGUUUUACUUUAAAGACAUUAGAGAUUCCUGCUUCAGCUCCACCUUCUCCACCUCCUCCAGCUUUAUUCACUCAGGGAUCACUUGACACCUUGAGACCAAAAUCUGCUCAGAAUUCCAGCUUGAAAUCUUCUUCUCCUUCUUUCAGAUACAGCAGGUAUUUAGAGGCACAUACUUCACCUUCUCCAUCCUCAAUUUCUCAGGAGUCCUUUAGGCCAAAAUCCAGGUCUGAUUCCAGUCCCAAAUCAAGUUCCUCCCUCAGAAACAGCAGCAUUUUAGAGCAGACACAGACUCCUGCUUCACCUUCACCACCCUCUGGAGAUUAUGGUAAAGUGCAGAAGAGCUUCAGGAACUGGGAUACCGAGUCUGAUUAUGACCAGGAGGAGUAUGAAUUAGAGGAGGCGCUGGAGAACCUUACUGAUGGAAAUGUCACUGAUGAGGAGGUGCUGAGGAGAUCCUGCUGUACCUACAACAGUAUGGACUCAUUUAGAGGAAGUGCAGAGUCGUUUAUCGACAGCGAUGAGGAGAAUGAUGAUUACGCAGAUACAGAUGAAGAGGUUUCCAAUGGGAGAGUCAGUCUACUGAACGGCAGCAAUCCUCCAUACUUCCACAGUUAUCUUUAUAUGAAGAGUGGGCUGAUGAUCCCAUGGAGAAGGCGUUGGUGUGUGUUGAAGGACGAGACGUUCAUGUGGUUCCGCUCGAAGCAGGACUCAGUGAAGAGUGGAUGGUUGUAUAAGAAAGGUGGAGGCUCAAGCACGCUGUCGAGGAGGAACUGGAAAAUGCGCUGGUUUGUUCUGCGGGAUCAUAAACUCAUGUACUUCGAAAAUGACAGCGAAGAAAAACUGAGAGGAACCAUUGACAUCCGAACAGCCAGGAAGAUUGUUGAUAAUCAUGAGAAGGAAAACGCACUGAACAUCAUAACUGAAGACAGAAUAUAUCAUAUUUAUGCUGAAACACCAGAAGAAGCCAGUGGCUGGUUCAGUGUGUUAAGUCGUGUACACAGCGCCUCCCUGCACAAGCUGAUGGAAAUGCAGAAUGAAGAUGCAAACCCAAAAAAUGCAGUGGGAACUCUGGAUGUUGGACUAAUUGACUCAGUGUGUGCGUCAGACAAUCCUGACAGGCCCAACUCAUUUGUGAUCAUCACAGCUAAUCGAGUGAUCCACUGUAAUGCAGACCUGCCUGAGGAGAUGCACCACUGGAUCGGACUUUUACACAAACCCAGGGGAGAAACUCGCAGGGACGCACAGGACUUCAUCAUCAGAGGCUGGCUGCAUAAGGAGAUGAAGACGAGUAUGAAGAGCUCAUCCCUGAAGCUGAAGAAACGUUGGUUUGUUUUGACAGCGAACUCUCUGGAUUAUUAUAAAUCGUCUGAGCGCUCUUCGGCUCGCCUCGGCACUCUGGUGCUCAACAGCCUGUGUUCAGUGGUUCAGCCUGAAGAUCGAGUCUUCAAAGACACUGGUUACUGGAAUGUGGUGGUUCACGGCAGAAAACACUCGUACCGCCUUUACACCAAACUCCUGAACGAGGCCAUGAGAUGGGCGUCGGCUAUUCAGAGCGUCAUCGAUAACAAAACUCCCAUUGAGACACCCACGCAACAACUGAUCCGAGAAAUCAAGGAGAACAGUAUGAAUGUGGAGGCAGUGGAGCAGAUGUACUGGAGAAACCCGAUACUGCGAUACACACAGCAUCCCUUACACUCUCCACUACUUCCAUUGGCCUACGGAGACAGCCUUCAUAAGGAGAAAGGUUACUCUAGUCUUCAGGAUGAAGCAGUGAAGAUCUUUAACUCACUGCAGGAGAUGGAGGUUGUAUCUGAUCCCAUUCCCAUCAUCCAGGGAAUCCUGCAGACGUGUCAUGACCUCCGACCAAUCAGAGACGAAGUCUACUGCCAGCUCAUCAAACAGACCAAUCACAUGCCUCAGCCACACAGCUCUGCAAGCCACGCCCAUUGGCACCUGCUCACGUGCAUGAGCUGCACCUUCCUCCCUAGCCGAGGCAUCCUGAGAUAUCUGAAGUUCCACCUAAAGAGGAUCAGAGAAAGGUUUCCCAGCACAGAGCUGGAGCGCUACGCUGUCUUUAUCACUGACUCACUCAAGAAGACGAAGAUGCGUGAGUGUGUACCAUCACAGGAGGAGAUCAUUGCUCUGAGGAACAGACAAGAAAUGAGAUCAACGGUUUACUGUCACGGGGGCGGAGCCUGCAAAAUCUCUAUUAACUCACACACUACUGCUGGAGAGGUGGUAGAGAAGCUGAUCCGAGGCUUGGCCAUGGAGGACAGCAGGAACAUGUUUGCUCUGUUUGAGCACAGUGAGAGUGUGUAUCACGCUGUUGAGAGCAGAGUCAUCGUUGCUGAUGUGUUGGCCAAGUUUGAGCGUGUCAGAGCCGAGUCUCAGUGGAAGCUGUACUUUAAGCUCUACUGUUUCCUGGAUAUUGAGAGAGCACCUAAAGAAGGAGUCGAGUUUGUCUUCAUGUUUGAGCAGGCUCACGAGUCAUUAAUCAGCGGUCAUUUCCCGGCUCAUGAGGACACACUGCGUCAUCUGGCCGCUCUUCGUCUGCAGUAUCUGCACGGAGACACGACGGCGGUGAACUGGAGCCUGGAGAGUGUUUAUCCUCUGAACCGCAUCCACAAACGCAUCCUCCACUUUACACGAGGACGAGGAGGAGCAGGAGGAACACUGGAGAAGCGCCGUAGCAGCUUUCUGGAGGGCCUGAAGGCAGGAGGGUCACUGAGGAAGCAGCGCAACAUUCAAGACGAAAAGACGUUGAUGGACAUGUGGGUGAAGGAGGAAACAGAGGGGACAAGAGCGAGCAUUCGGGAAAAAUGGAGCCGGCUGAAAGGACUGGAGCAGCAGCAGGCCAUGAUCAGGUACAUGGAGGUCAUCACCCAGUGGAGUGGCUACGGAUCAGCGCUGUUUGAUGUGGAGUCGAAGUGUGGUGGUUUUCCAUCUGAGUUGUGGUUAGGAGUGUGUGCUGACAGUGUGUCGGUGUAUAAGAGAGGAGAGGCAAAGCCACUUGAGACGUUUCCUUAUGAACACAUUGUGUUUUUUGGAGCUCCGCUACAGAGCACCUACAAGAUCAGCGUGGACGGUCGAGACCUGCUGUUCCACACCACACAGGUUGGUGAGAUCACAAAGAUCAUGAAGGCGUACAUCAACAUGAUAGUGAAGAAGCGCUGCAGUGUUCGCUCCGCAUCCAGUUAUGGGCGAGCCGGGGUCAGGUGAUCUCCAACCAGAGAUGUGGGAGACGUGGGAGAUUAGACACAGACACUGGAACACAGCUGGAGGUUGAUGAUGUUCAGAACACUGAAGACUUUGUCCUUAUGUUACACUAAUGCUAAUGCUAAUGUUAUUCAGUAAUGUGUGUGAAUGCUUUAUUUAUUUGUGUAUUAUUAUUAUCAUCAUCAUCAUUAUUAUUAUUAUUAUUAUUAUUAUUAUUAUUAUUAUUAUUAUUAUGCAAAAUUAGUGUCGAUGUUAAUCAUCACUGUAACACAACCCCAGUCAGGAAUUCACUCAGCUGCUGGCAGCUGUAAUAAUACACACAUAUUUAGCAAUUAGCAUUCAUGCUAAAUCACUUUCCUUUGUAACUGGAUUUAAUAAAUUAUUGAGUUUUAAAA